AUGGCAGAAGGAUGGUCUCAGCAGCUGCGGGAGGACGGCUUCACGCCGGACGCAGCGCUCUAUGUCCUGCUGAUCGAGGCGUCCCGGAAGGCCAAGGAGCCCGAAAAGGCGAUCGCCCACUUCAACCAGAUGGUCUCCGCAGAUGUCAAAUUGACAAGCGCGGCGUUUGUGCACGUCAUCUUGGCCCUUGCGCCGGCCAGAGAUGUAGAAGUGCUGUCCCAAUGGAUGGAGAGGAUGAUCGACAGCGGCUUUGAGCCCAAUUGGCAGUGCUACGAAGCCGUUUUGGAGGCCGCGCAGUCGAGGCGGGACGCAGAGCUGCAGGACUUCUGGGAGGAUUUCUGGCUCAAGCGCCUCGCCGGGCUGAAGAAGAAGCCUGACAGAGACGUUUACAACGUGCUCAUCGGGGUGCCGGCCAAGUAUGGCAACGUGAAGCGUGCGGAGCUGUGGCUGACAAAGAUGCGCAAAGCGCACAAGGGGCCGGGCACCAACAACUGGAACUCCGUACUGAAGGCAUGUGAGGUGGCCAAAGAUGCCGAUAAUGCGCAGAAGAUCCUCAAUCGCAUGAUCAACAUCAAAAAGGCCGUCCCGUUUCAUUCCGUUGCGGCUGUUGCAGCGCAACAGCGGCCCUGA
Molecule: messenger RNA, 630 nt
Organism: Symbiodinium sp. CCMP2592
Lineage: Eukaryota; Dinophyceae; Suessiales; Symbiodiniaceae
Source: the annotation of a GenBank genome assembly